This is a messenger RNA of Diabrotica virgifera virgifera (western corn rootworm), 15406 nucleotides long. RefSeq names its product dedicator of cytokinesis protein 3 (gene spg). The record is from RefSeq and is a predicted model, not a curated record. The transcript is spliced from 28 exons. Gene Ontology annotation, biological process: small GTPase-mediated signal transduction. Lineage: Eukaryota; Metazoa; Arthropoda; Insecta; Coleoptera; Chrysomelidae. Bases 180 to 6122 code for a protein of 1980 amino acids. Gene Ontology annotation, cellular component: cytoplasm; plasma membrane. Gene Ontology annotation, molecular function: guanyl-nucleotide exchange factor activity; small GTPase binding.
AGUCUACUCUGAACUUCGCCUCAUCUACUAGUUUGACAGUUCCCAUCCCUAACCAAAUAUUUAACAAUCUAAACAUCCUAAACAAUGGCCGCGUAGUGAAUGAGUCUACUAUCGAUUUGAACUAAACGUCAGUGUUUUUGUGUGUUUUAUAAUGUAAAUUUUCGUUUUUCUAUAAAAAAAUGUGGAUCCCAACAAAAACCAAGAAAUACGGAGUUGCUAUAUAUAAUUGGAAAGGGGACACAAAAUUCGGUCUUUCUCUGGAAAUCGGCGAUACCGUGCAAAUUUUAGAAGAAUGUCAAGGCUGGUACCGAGGAUUUUCUUCCAAAAAUCGAGCGCACAAAGGAAUCUUUCCACAAUCUUACAUAUAUCUCAAACCAUGUAAGGUGGAUAACGAAGGACUUUUCGAAAGUAUUGUUCCAUUAGAGGAUCCUAUCGUCAGAGAAGUUACGCUUGUCCUACGAGAAUGGGGAAGAAUCUGGAAAGGAAUAUUUGUGGACAGAAAUCAUUACAAAUUCGAAACUGUUGGAAAGGUCAUGCGGGAUCUUCUGGAAUGGAGAAGGCAACUCGUCCUGGGUACUUUGACUCACGAUCAAACCACAGAUCUGAAACUCAAAAUUAUCCAAAAAAUAGAUUGGGGAAAUCGAAAAUUGGGCCUAGACUUGGUACCCAGACAAGGAGCAAAUAUGGUGGAACCCGACUCUAUGUCUGUUGUAGAACUGUACCAUGUACACGUUGCUAGUGCGGAGAACAUUCAAGGUGUCUCUGCCCGAGGGACAAUCAAAAGAAAAGAACAGAAGAAAACUCUGACGCACCAUUUGUAUUUUUGCAUGAGAGACUUUGGUCACCACAUUGGUGAAGAUACAGAAAUAUAUUUUUCGUUGUACGAUGCUUCUAAACAAAAGUAUAUUACAGAACGGUUCCUAGUCAAAAUUUCCAAAGAUGGUUUUUCAAACUAUGUUGAAAAACUGCACAGCAAUUGCACUAUUUUUGCGGAUUUGGGCAGUGCAGAAUUAAACAAAGAUAUUUAUAUAGUUGCUCAUAUAAUGAGGAUAGGAAGAAUGUUAUAUUCUGAUAGUUCGAAAAAGACUGAUAAACUGGCAGCUCAACAGCAGAUAUUUAAAAGGCCGCAUGGGGUAGCUGUGCAAAACUUAGGAGAUUCUUUAACUAGUAAAGAAAGUGAUACUGAAGAAAAGGAAUUUAAUAUGAAGGUUUACCAAGCCGAAGAAAAAGACUUUCAUCAAUUACAUGAAUUUAUAAUUAAGCAAUCGGGCAAAUUUAGCGCCCUUUCUGGUCACAUAAACUACGGAAUUAUGAUCAGCGUUAAAAUGUUGCACGGGGAAUUACGAUCGAUAACCGAAGAAAAUGCCUUGUUAUUCAAAAAUGUAUGUUUAACAAGUAAACUAGGCUUUCCCGACGUGAUAAUGCCAGGAGAUGUUAGAAACGAUUUGUAUUUGUAUAUCGAUCGAGGAGAAUUUGAAAGAGGUGGAAAGUCUACUGGUAAAAACAUCGAAGUGUCCGUCGUUGUAUUGGAUAGUGAGAAAAAAAUUAUUAAGAACUGCUUGUGGGGAGCAUCUGGAAUGGAACCUACCUCAGAAUAUAAUUCCAUGAUUAUUUAUCACCACAAUUCGCCUGUUUGGGCAGAGAACGUCAGAUUAACUCUUCCUAUUGAUAAAUUUGCUGGAGCUCACGUACGAUUGGAAUAUAGACAUUGUUCAACGAGAGAAAAGAACGACAAAAAGCUGUUUGGUUUUUCUUUCCUACGUCUCAUGGACAAAGAAGGAGCAGCUGUUCAAGAUGGACAACAUGAUUUGUACAUUUACAAAUGUGAGGAUCCUCCAAAAUUAGAAAAUUGUGGUUAUCUUUCGUUACCUGCAUUUGCUAAAGAUUUCGAAGGUAAUCACGAUGCUAGCGGCCAAUUCUCGAGGAGUCACAAAGAAAUAGUUACUAUUAAAACUCUUCUUUGUUCAACAAAACUCACACAAAACGUGGAUCUACUUGCUUUAUUGAGGUGGAAAUCUCAUCCGGAAAGAAUACCGGAAUCUCUUCACAGGGUGUUGAAUUUAGGCGACGAAGAAUUUAUAAAAUUUUUGCAAGAUGUCUUAGACGCAUUGUUCGCACUGUUCUCGACAGAGGAUGGAAACUCCACUGCACAUAGCGGACCUGUCUUCCAUGUUUUGGUGUCAAUUUUUAAUCUUUUGGAUGGAUCAAAAUACCAGUACUUCAAACCAGUAUUAGAAGCUUAUAUUAAGAAUCAUUUUUCGGCAGCUCUUGUGUAUAAGGGUCUUCUCACCAGUGUACAACAUUGUGCAGAUUGGGUUUCAUCUUUUGAAAAACAAGAACCGAUUCAAAAAUGUUUCAAAAGUUUGGAGUAUAUUUUCAAGCUCAUCAUCCAAAGCAGACUUCUAUUUUCGCGAGCAACCGGAGGUCAUUUUGAAGAUAGUUUUCGAAGGGACCUUUUCAGUGUUUUUGUGUCUUUGAACAAAAUGUUAUCCAUAACUGAUAACCACAUCAUUAAUACCCAGGUUGCACUACUAAUAACAAUCAGUUCUGUAUAUGAACAGCUAAUUGACGUUCUUCCUCCUUUAGAAGUAACAAGACUUGCAGCGAACAUGCUAGAUUCUUUACCAAGAGAUUUGCCUGUUUUAUUGAUUCAAGCUAAAUUAUCAUGUAUUAAAAACAUCGUCACUGGUAAACUCUUUCAGGAUGAUGAAUCUCGUAACAUUCUUCUUGCGACAACGUGCAAGCACUUAAGGUACCACUUGAUAAGAAGGGAGGAACUAAAACUUUGUACAGAUAUCCUCGGAGAAAUCUUAGGUUACUUGUUUAAGCAACGGAAGUCUGGAGAUGAACACGGAAAAGUCAAUAACUGUAUACACCAUGAUGUGGAUACUCUAUGUGUAGCUAUCCUAGAAGUCCUCAUUCAGACUAUUCUAACUAGUAUUGACAAGGAUGUUAAAGUUUUUGGAUGUUUAGUGGCAUGUUUGAUCGGAAUACUCCAACUCAUUGACGAGUUUCAUUAUAAAAGACUAUGGGAAGUUGUAAUGGGACCUCAUCAAGAUAGAAAACCACUCAAAGAUUUUCUUCUUAGAGCCUUUUUAGUAUUUAGAAAUCUCGUAAGAAUGGAGGUGUUUCCUCCCGAUUGGCUAGUCAUAAAAAUGUUGACCAAUAAUGUGAUUUUGAAGGCACUCCAAGAGUUUGCUCAACCGUUAGCUUUUAAGUUUUUAGAUAAUCGUGCUGGAUACUUCGAUAAAGAACUGUGGACCAACUAUUUUAAUUUAAGUGUUGACUACCUGACUCAAGACUCGUUACAAUUAGAACAGUUUUCAGAAGUAAAAAGGGAAAAAAUAAUAGAAAAGUAUGGAGAUAUGAGAGUUCUUAUGGGAUUUCAGAUUUUAUCUAUGUGGUCUCAGUUAGGCGAAUUUAAACUUCAUUUUAUUCCGUCGAUGGUGGGUCCUUUCUUAGAAGUUACAUUAGUACCUGAAAUAGAACUGAGGAAGGCAACUUUGCAUAUAUUUUUCGAUAUGAUGGAAUGUGAACAAAAAGCUAGGGGUAAUUUCAAACAAGUGGAAUGUGAAUUAAUUGACAAACUAGACAUAUUGAUCUCAGAAAACAAAGGUGACGAUGAAUAUAGGCGAUUGUUUAAUACAAUGGAACAUUUGAGCGCAGUUUUGCUAGAUCGGGUGCAGUCCGAGGAACCAGUUUGGAAAGAAAGCGGUGUUGCUUUUAUAAGUUCCAUAACACGACUUCUGGAGCGCCUACUAGAUUACAGAAAUGUUAUUCAAGGAAACAAGAACCGUGACAAGAGAAUGUCCUGUACAUUUAAUCUCCUGAACUUUUACAAAAAUGAAAUUAAUCGCAAAGAAAUGUACCUUCGAUACAUUAGGAAAUUACACGACUUACAUUUAUCUGCUGAGAAUUACACAGAAGCUGCCUUUACUUUAAAACUUCACGCUGACCAGUUGAAUUGGAAUAAUAAUCAGAUAUCUGAUAAUAACUAUCCCGGACACUCAGAGUGUCAAGUUAAGGAAUUACUUUACAGACAAAUUAUUAAUUAUUUUGACAAAGGAAAGUGCUGGGAAAAAGGAAUACCUCUACUAAAGGAAUUAGCAAAUUUGUAUGAAACUAUUUUCUUCGACUACAAAUUAUUAAGUGAUAUUUUAAGAUACCAGGCUAAGUUUUAUGAUAAUAUUUUAACACAACUCCGUCCUGAACCGGAAUAUUUCCGAGUGGGAUUUUACGGUUUAAGUUUUCCAUUAUUUGUAAGAAAUAAACAAUUUGUAUAUAGAGGACUGGAAUACGAACGAAUUGGUGCCUUCACUCAAAGAUUACAAACGGAAUUUCCAUCCGCACAGAUUUUGAUGAAAAACACUCCUCCAGAUGACGCUAUUAUUAACUCAGAUGCACAAUAUAUUCAAAUAUGUAACGUAAAACCUAUCACAGAACCAAAUGCUAUAACAUUGGCGUCCGAUAUUCCAGAAAAAAUUGCCAGAUAUUAUCACUACAACGACGUUCGACGAUUUCAAUGUGACCGUCCAGUACAUAAAGGAAUCAUCGAUAAAGAUAAUGAGAUUAAGACUCUGUGGAUAGAAAGAACUAUUCUCGAAAUAAGUAACCCCCUUCCAGGCAUCUUAAGAUGGUUCGAAGUGGUCAACCGGCAAAGUGAUGAGAUUCCUCCAGUGCAAUAUGCAUGUGAAACUAUGCGAAACGUAGAAAAUGAAUUGAGACAACUGAUAACAAUUCAUUCUAUGGAUCCCAAACGAAAUCUGAAUCCGUUCACUAUGAGAUUACAGGGCAUAAUCGAUGCGAAUGUACAGGGAGGAAUAAGUAAAUAUCAACAGGCUUUUUUCACCAAAGAAUUUGUGAAGCUGUAUCCGGAACAUAAAGUUUAUGCUGAAAAUUUAAGAGAAUUAAUUAUAAAUGCCACAAGGGUAAUUGAAGAAGGAUUAAUUCUACAUGGAAAAUUGGCGCCGCAAAGUGUCCAGCCACUUCAUCAGAGAUUAUUAGAAAGAUUUAUACAGUUGAAAGAAAGCCUUGGUGCCUUUAAUCAACAAUCCACUAAUAGUAUCGUAAAUACUCCUCUUCCACCUGUACCCACAGAUAAAAGAUUAUUAAUGGAAAAUGGUAGCAAUAGAUCUUCCGGUUCUAGUGGAAAUUAUGGACAUUUAGUAGAACAUCAUACAGCAGAAUACGACAAUAUAUAUACAAAGCCGGCGGAUAACGAAAGACAUACUAUGAAUAGGGAGAAUCUAUCAUUACCCAUGCCGAUUACACCUAUUGCACCUCCUAUACCACAAAGAGAAUGCAGACCUCGGUCUCAAGGAUUCAGUAACACUAGUUUUGCAGAAUUACGAACUCCCACUAGAGGACCGCUGGAAUACAAUAGUGCUAGUUUACCGUCAAUGAAGUCAAGGGAUUCUGAAUCAGGAGAUCUACCUCUUCCACCUAAACCAACACAUUCAAGAGAAAGAUCCUUAACAAAACCACCUUCUCCUCGGCUUUUGAGACAUGCUAUGUCAAUGACUCCUACAGAUAGUCCUCAUUUACGGAACUCUUGGCCAGAAAGUGGCACUUUAGAAGAAGCACCUCCACUUCCACCGAGAUCACAUACACCAGAUAAACGAGUUCAAAGUUUACCAAACGAAAAUCCUCCUAACAUUCCUAAGCGUGGCCAGAAGAAGUCUACUCAGUCAAUGUGUAGUGUCGAAUACUUUCCUCUAGAAGAUUCCACACAGGAAACAAACCUGGUUACAUCCACUAACAGUCUCAGUACUCACGUGGACAGUCACGACUUACGCGAUUCUGGAAUCAGCAUGACAGAACCUCAGAUGAACAAUUUCAAUAACGCGAGUUACGAAGAUUACGAUUUCCGAACCAACCAGUCAGAAAUGAAUAUCAACAGCAGUUCCAGUCCAAAAGCCGAGAAUGAAAAUCCGCCUCCUAUACCUCCUAAGUCAUCUCUAUCCUCUCUUAACUCGAGCUUUGACUUAGGAGGUAGUCUUGAACGGCCAAAACGACGUGAAGAGGUGGAUGUGCUCAGUCCAGUCGAAAGUUAUUCCUAUCCUGUCAUACACAAAGAGAACGGGACUACCGCAAGUUGUACUGAAAAAAAUGCCGAGUCCUAAGGUAUAUAAGUCUAUAUUAUGUGUACUUUUAAGUUAAUUUUUGUGGUAAUUGCUAAGUCACUGUGAUUUUGUUUUUGUAUCAAUUUUGGUUUAGCUUUAUAGGACGUCUGGAAUUAUUGCUCGUUGUGGCAGAAUUUGAUGUUAUUUUACGUUUUUUAAAUUUUUAUGUAUUUUAUACUAAACUAUUUUAUUUUUCGUGUAUUUAAGCGGACAUAUUACGAUUAUAUCUUAUAUUAUAUAUUAGAUUUAGAAAAUGCGUUUUAAAAUUAGAAACAUAAUUGGUUUUUUUAAAUUUAUUAAUUUUUGUUAAUAUAAAGUAUUAUUUAAAGCUAUUUUAAUCAUAUUAAUUAUAUUUAUUAUCUUAUCCUGUAAUUAAUAAUAUUUUGUAGUACGUUACCUCUGCAAAAAACAUAUAUAACGAAAAAUAUCACCUGGAACUUAUAACUUUUUAUAUAAUACAUUGUUCUUCUAGUCUAAUAUUUUUUAUACCUAAUCUUAUUCUAUUUAGCGUUUUUAUUCUUUUUAAAGAACAAAUAAAAAUUACAGGUUAUUGUACUUUUUAAUAAGAGAAUAUAUUUAUACACUUGAAUUUUCCUUUCAAUUUUUUUUUGUCAAUGUGAAUGAAUGUGUGAUAACUGUCACAAGAAUAUCUAUACAAUAUUAAAACACCACGAUACGCCAUAUAUCCGAAAUUAUUAACUUCAACAGAAUGAAAGAUUUUUUUUUAUUAAGUGCAAUCAUUUAGCAAUCAAAACAUAAAUAAGUUUCUAUAAGCUAAUUUGCUGGCUGCGAAGCAAAGGGCUCCUAUUGGCUUGGUGUGGUCUUCUCCAGUGACAAGACCACUUUAACAGUUUCUCAGGUCAGCUUGCCAAUUCCUUUUGAGUCUCCUAUUGGCAGGAUGUUCUAUUAGAGGUUGGGGGUUACUGGGAGAAUGCAAGAUAUGAUACCUAUAGAAUAUUGAUCUAAUUCCGGUUUCCACAUUGUUAAUGUGAACUUAACUAUAUCCGAAAGCAGAUCAUAUCGUUCUUAUCAGUAUACAAACAUCUCUCUCUUUUUCUCUCUCUAGUUCCAUUCCUCCUUGUGAAAUAUUGGGCUCGUAUGCGUUUCUUUCGGGUCAGCCCAUCUUCUUUUAUGUUUAUUUUCUGGAUAAACUGUGUACUACUUAGUUCCAUUAUCUUCUAUUUUUUGACUGCACCCCUUCUUAGUACAAUUUUUUCGUGUUCUCUCGCUCGUAGUUCUUUUCCAGCUGUUGUCUGGUCUUCCUCUCUUUCUUUUCCCUUCUGGUUGGUAUUCAAGUGCGCUUGUCUUGCUAUGUUGCUUUGAUCUUUCCUCAAAAUGUGGCAAAUCCAUUUCACUUUUUUUCCUUGACUGUAGUAGAUAUAUAAGUUUUUGCAUGGGUUUGCGAUCAAAAAGUUCUCAAAGAAAGAUCUUCGCCAUAUUUCAAUAUGAAAGAAGAACGAAAUAAUUAAAAGUUGUUUUAAAAUUAUGAUGCUGUUGUCUGGUCUUCCUCUCUUUCUUUUACCCUCUGAUUGGUAUUCAAGUGCGCUUGUCUUGCAUAUUGCUUUAAUCUUUUCUCAAAGUGUGGCCAAUCCAUUUCCAUUUUUUUCCUUGGCUGUAGUAGAUAUAUUAAUAAUGGCAGGAAACAGAUCUUUCUUUCCAAUGCAACAUCUAAUGAAGUCAAAACUUCUUUCACGAAGUGCAAAAAUCCAGAUAUAUAAGACCAUAAUACGACCAGCAGUCGCGUAUGGAAGCGAAACAUGGACACUAAGAAAAAGAGAAGUAAAUAAAUUGCUGGUGUGGGAACGUAAAAUCCUUCGAAUGAUAUAUGACCCUUGCAGAGAGAGUGACAAACGAAUGGAAGCGCAGAUACAAUAACGAGCUCGAGUCUCUAUUCGGAAAAGAAAAUCUAGUCAGAUAUAUAAAGGCCAAUAGACUCAGAUGGGCAGGGCAUGUGAUACGCAGUAACGGCAAUCGCCUUAUAAACAAUGUGUUCUGGGAAAGGCCAGAUGGAAGAAGGUCUGUAGGGCGGCCUAGAAAAAGGUGGAAAGAUGCAGUCAAAGAAGAUCUAGAGAAAAUGAGAGUGCGACAAUGGGAAUUAGUGGCACAGGACCGACAAACAUGGAAGGCAAUAGUAAACGCGGCAAAGACUCACGAAGAGUUGUAGCGCCAUUGAUGAUGAUGAGUAGAUAUAUUAGUUUUUGCAUGAUUUUUCGAUUAAAAAGUUCUCAAAAAAAAAAAGAUAUUUCCCAUACUUCAAUAUGAAAGACGAACAACGAAAUAAUUAAAAGUUGUUUUAAAAUGAUGAUGCUAUUGUCUUCCUCUCUUUCUUUUCCCCUCUGGUUGGUAUUCAAGUAGCUUGUCUUGCUAUGUUGCUUUGAUCUUUCCUCAAAGUGUGGCCAAUCCAUUUCCACUUUUUUUUUCUUUGACUGUAGUAGUUUUAUAUAUUAUAUAUAUUUUGUCUAAUUUACUUACCGUUGCACGUCAUCCGCGUAACAGCCUGUGACGUCACAUGAUACCAACACGAAAUAUUUAGACGAUAGGUGUGUUCUUUUUUAGAAUCAUUUUGUCUAGUACGCUGGAAUUACAGCCACUAGACAUAUUUUAUUAUAUACGCGUAGAAAUAAUAUCUGAAGAUUUCUAUUAAUGUUAACCUAAAGAAAUACACAAUAAUAUGUUUCAUUUAAUUUUUAUAAACGGAUUAUAAAGCGUUUUUAUGAAACACAUUUGCUCGGAACACACUGUAACUAUAAUCGAACGAAGGUGACAUUUUAGAAUAAAUUGGUAACAUUUAUUUGACAGUUGCGGUGAUGACACUUCAUAUUUGUUUAUAUUCUUUACUGUAAGUAUUUGUUUUAUUAUAUUUACUGUUUUUAUUAUUUACUUUAACGUAAGAUUAUAACUUAAUUCUUGUUUUCUCUUUCUAAAGUUUUUAUUUAUUUACAUUGAAUAUUAAUUUGUUUUGUUGUAUAAUCCAUGUUUACAAUAAUAAUGUGAUCUAUUUGAUUUAAAAUGGAUUCACGAUUUUUUUUUACUUUGACAACUAUGUCAACUUAGAUCUCUGGCGUAGAUAAUGACGUGCAACGGUAAGUAAAUUAGACGGACUGUAUUAGUUUUUGCAUUGUUUUUGCGAUUAAAAAGUUCUCAAAGAAAGGUCUUUGCCAUACUUCAAUAUGAAAGAAGAAGAACGAAAUAAUUAAAAUAUGUUUUAAAAUUAGGAUUAACUCCCUGUAAACAUUUAAUUGUUUUAAGAACUGUAUGUAAGAACUGUAUGAAAAUAUGCAACUAAAUAAGCAAUAAUUCUCAGUAUGUGCGUCCUAGAAAGUAAAAAUCGAGACUCGAUUGUAGUUUAUAAAUUUUUACCAAUAUAUUUAUCCAUUCCCCUAUUAAAAUAUUCCUAUAUUGUAUUUUGUAUUGUCGUGAAUCUUAUCAAAACAUAUUUUGUAUUUCUAUUUUCAUAUUGUAGGUCAACCAUUUUUAGAUUAUAUAUUAUAGAAAGUGUAUUAUAAACAAUGGUAGUAAUAGUCGUACAUGACUUAAUCGUGCCAAUUUUUAUAAUAGUCCAUUUCCAAACGGUCCUAUUUUUCUGAAAUAAUGGUUGUUUUAAAAUUUAUAAGUUUCUAAAACAUACUAAGCCUCAAAUUGUUAGAAGUUAUUUACAGUGUUUUUUUGAGUUAUUAUUUCAUCAUAUCUUCAAAAUAACAAAUUAUCAAUCAUGUCGAGAAUUUAAUUGUUAAAAUGAAUAUCUAGACAGUUCUACCAUUCGGAGUGGAACUGUAAAAAAAAUAAAAAUAAGGCACAUAAUUAGUGAUUCAAUUAUUACUAAAUUGUAAGUAUAUCUAUCGUUUUAAGGUGCCGUGCAUUUCUUCAUAGGCGUUCACUGUACAUUGUCUUGACAGGUGAGAUGUUAAAUAGUCAACAUUAAAUUAUUCUAUUUUUAGAAGCAUUGCGAAUGCAGUUCGUUCAUUCGUCAAUGAACAUAAAGCCACAGGCUUCAUUGGCGAAGGUUACGCAGCCAUGACAUCUUUUUACGUCCUAGACGUCUCUUACCGACGGUCUCUCUUAGAUGGAUACCGCCAGAAAAACGGAAAAGAGGAAGGCCACCGACCUCCUGGAAACAAGGAAUUACAAAAGCCAUGUCAGAAAGAAAUCUUCAAGAAAGAGACAGGCUAGAUCGACAGGCUUGGCGAUUGGGUAAUACGUCUCUUACCCUCUAUAUUUCCUUCCAAUACUAAUUGUUGAAAAGUUUAUCGUUCGCUUCGUAAUAUGUGUCCUAAGUAUGCAGUCUUUUUACUUUUUAUACAUUCAAAUAUCCCUAUACUGGAAGCUCGUUCUUCUUAAUACUUCCUCAUUUCUGACUCUGUCCUUUCAUGAUAUUUUAAGCAUUAGUAACACUUUAGAAGCUAGUAUCUUAGGUUGAAACCCAUCUUGUGAUCAGUCAGAAAUUUAUAUAGUUUCAAAAAAGCAUUUCUGGCUUGUUCUACUGUGCUCUUUAUUUCAGUUUCAGGGUCCCAACUCUCGUUUAGCAGACAACACAAAUAUUUAAACUGUCUGACUUGUUCGAUUUCUUCUCCAGCUACAUAUAUCUUUGCGUUAAAGUAAUUAUUUCUAUAACUAUAAUCAUUGUUUUUGUCUUCUUGAUAUUUAUUUUCAAACCCAAAGCUUCACUUACAACUGUUAGAUUAUUUAAAAAGCAUUGAAAAUCUUCGAUGUUAUCUGCCACUAUUGUUAUGUCAUCGGCAUACCUAAUGUUGGUAAUAAACAUGUCGUUUCCUUUAAUACUCUUAUUAGAGUCUGCCACGGCUUCUGCGAAGGCGUGUUAUAUUUUCUUUACGAAUUAUGCUUUGUGUAUUUCGGUACUGGUCUUGCCUUAUCUUAUACUGCCUGCGUUGUUUCAUCAUCUAUAAUAUUUUUUCUGUCAUCCACUUAUUCUUGUAGUUGUUUUAUUUUGGAGAAAAAAAAGUGUUGUUCAGAUCAUCAAACGAUUCUUUUAUAGUGGUCCAUGACUUUUCAACAUCUCUCACAGUUGGCAUAGUAGAGAACCUAUUGUUUAUUUCUUCUGUAUAUUAUGUUUCUCUGACCUUUUUUCAUGUAUAAUGAUACCUUCUGGUAUAUACUAUAUGGUGUAACUAUACUGUUUUUCUUUCUUACUGAGUCGUCUAUUUGUCCUGACGGCUGUGUAUUCUAUUCGUUCGAAAGUUUUUUUUUCACGGCUAUACCAAGAUAGUUGACGUAAAGAAAGCUCUCAGUUGACUGGUCGUUUGUGUUUUAAACGUUUGUAUGUUAAAUAACGAUGAGAUCAGAACGCUUUCCUGAGGCAGGCUAUUUUCCUGAGUCUUCUUUCCUUUUAGCACAAUGUAGAAGGGUCUAGAAUAUAGCAGUGUUACAAUGACUGGUAGGUUAUAAUUAAACAAAGUGAUAUAUACCUGGUGAGCAGGAUCGUGUGAUUUUAUUGUAUUGUAUGCAGCCGUGACAUAUGCCAAAGCUAUUUCCACCAUCUCUCUCUGCUCACAUCUCUCUCUUUUUUAAGUAGAUACAUAAUUUCGGCAAAAUGUGCAUUAGAACGAUUCUUACGAGCUUACAUCUUGAAGGUUUCAUUUUUUUACCAAUUUUUUAAGUUCAAGUUUUCAGGAGUAGGAAAUACUAAUUAAUACCUUAAAGUGUUUUAGUUUGCUAGUCUACAGAAUGAGCGAAUCUUUGUUUCUUAAAGUGUUUGUUCAAUUGGACUUUAGAGAGUAUGGUGUCAUUUGUGGACCUCGCGUUUUUCCUUAAACAGUCGUUCCUGUAGACCAAUCAUUUAUGGGCAUUAGUAUUUAUUUGAGUUAGAUAUUCGUGACAGAUGCUUAAACGUAAGCAUCGGUAAACGUAUAAGUAAACGGGGGUAAGACACUUCGUUAUUUUACCUCGAAAACUUUUGAAUAGGCAAAACAGUUUUUUCUUUUGUCGAAGAACUUUGAAUUAUGCUGCUAUAUUUAUAAUUUUUUUGUAUAAUGUAAUAUAGGUAAUUUUUUUUCAUCGACAAAAUAUAGUAUGUUAAUGAACUUUAAAACAUCAGUCAUGUUUUUAAGGCCACAUUUACAAUAAAUUUAACCAUUAUUCAGAAAAAUAUUACCGUAGAGAGGUUUUCCAAUACUUAGUCUACAAUUUGAAGUAAUAAAUUGUUUCUUUAGAUAGAUAAUAGAUAAGUCCUUAGCUACGAGUGUAGGUCAUCUUGCUGGACCAAAGAAGUGAAAUUAUCAAAACGUUUCUAAUGGUAAGAGUAAAGAUGUAUAUUUUAAGAUAAUUUUGCCAUACUAUUUUUUAAUAAAUAUACCUUGUCUUUUUCUUAUAGUGAAAAAAUGAGUAUAUCUUUGGAAAUCUUUAAUAAUAACAUAUUAAUUUCAAAGUUUAAGUAUGUAUUUGCGUAAGCAUUGCCUGUAUAGUUUAUAUGUAACUUCAUUUUAACGGCAUGGGCGCAAAUAUUUUACCGCUAUCCCUACUUUUUCUGUCUUUACACGGCAAAUUACGUGUAGUAAAAUUCUCACGAUAAUUCCAAAUUGCAUCAUUAAUUCAGUUAAUUAAUAUGAUAAUUUUUUUCACUAUGUAUUCAAUGAUUGUAAAAAUUUAUAUACUGUACAACAAAAACUAAUACUCAAUUGAGAAAAGAGGAAAAGCGAUAAAGUGGUUUUUAAUAAUAUAUUGUUACUAUGGAACGCUUACAAUUUUGAACAUCUUUAACAACAAAAUACUUGGAUCACAGAAUAUAUCCUGCUGUAUUCUCUGCUUGGAUCAUCCAUAAAUAGACAAUAAAUAACUUUUUAUUAAAUUCACGUCUUAAAUCAAUUAUUUAUCAAAUACACUAUCAAUAUUAUUUAAUCAACAACUUAAAAUAUUCCCGAUGCGAUGUCAAAUAUUUAAAAUUGUCACCAUAUUCUAUUCGACUCGGUGCUUUGUAUGACAAAGAUAGCGAAUGUUCGAUUUGGAAAAUAUCACCACGGACAUGGUGUCCAUUUUUUUCGAAUCCUGACAAAACUGAUACAUAUUUUUAAAAAAUUUAAACGCAGAAUGAAAGACUAAAUUAUUAUCGAGGGUCGAAAGUCCCUUAGAAUAAGUAAAAAGGUUCGUUUGAAUGAGAUAUUUGAAAUUAAAAAUAACACUACAUUUUCUCUUAGUUUUUCACUCCUGUAACUUAUUAAAAUAAACAUUACAGAAGUUUUCAGGGACUUUCGGCCCUCGGUAAGAACGUAAUAUUUUAUUCUGCAUUUAAAUUUUUCAAAAACACUUAUUAAUUUUCUCAGAAUUCGAAAAAAAUGAAUCCCAUUUAAAUAUCUUGGAGCCGAAACUACGUACCCAUCCCCUUAACGCUAUCCGGUACGAAUCACAGACCCAUUUUGGAUUUUAUACCACUGCGAUUGACAUAUUUCUCUGAUUAGCACGUAGAUUGAAUCAUGAACUACUAACUUCCGAGUUGAUUCAGUUAACCCUCUGAGCCAUUGAGACGACUAUCGAUGUAUUUUAUUUAUUAUUAAUGCCGGAUUUAAACUCAGCCUUUGCCAUUACAUACUCAAUAUCGACGCGAGUGAAGUGUUCACAUCAGUCCUCACAACUCAUUUACUGAACUACUCCCAAGGAUGGAAUGUGAUGAUAGCAUCGUCCUGCUCACUUACUCACUUGUCGCUUUGCCGGCGGCAAGUGAGCGAGAGUGGCUGAAUGUGAACACGCACUCGCGCUGCCUGUCCUUUGACUUUCGUGCCAAAAACCCGACAAUUGAGGGAGCGCCGUGCAAUGGCAGCUGCAUGAGUAGUGGCAGUGCGAGUGAUCUAUUUACACACUCAUCCUGCCCACUUUCCUGCUCAAUUCUCUGUCCAAGUGGACUGAGUGUAAAUCCGGCAUAAGACUGAGCUGCUACUUAAUGUUUAAAAACCUAUUUAAAAAGGAUCUGAAUAAUUUAUUCUUAAUCAGAUAUUUAAAUUUCGAUGUCGUAGAUUAAAAUGUCGCAACAUUUAAUUUUAGUUUGUCAUAUUUUCAUAUAGCAGAAAUGUAUCUCGUCUACUAAUAAUUGGAGAAUAACAAGCAAGUUAUAAGUACAGUGAAACUCCUUCCAGUGGAAAAAUAAAUUUUCCGCAAUAAACAGGAUUUUAUAUUAAACAGGUUCCAGGUUACUCAAGUUUCACUGCAUUAGACAAAUAUAGCUCAGAUUAUAUCUAACAGAGGACCCUGUAAGCUAUUUUCAGAUAGUCAUAAAAUAUGUGUUAAAUAUUUCAUUUUCCACUUAAUAUAAAUAGGAAGUCCUUUAAAGACUUACAGCAAUAUUUGUAUUACAAUUUUAAGCAAUUUUUUGUGAGUCAUUUUUUCACUAUUCGAAAAGGACGCUUUAUGACAACAAACUAACCGCCAAUUUUUAUUGAAUAAAUAGACCAAUCGACAUCGAAUCUUUUUUGUAUGUGUAAAACUGGUGCUAUUUUUUUUAACUUACAGAAACUACUAUUGUUUCAUAUACCAACUUAUAUGUAUGUAUUGUAUAUAUUCAAACGAUGGUUUGUCUGAAGUAGUCUAGUCUAUUUAAUACAUAAACUUUGUCAUAGUUCACUGCUUUCAUAAAAACGGAUAUUAUGUUGAGCUACCUUGUGUCGAAAUGGCAUUAUAUCUGUUACUAAGACAAUUUCGGUGUGUAGUCCUUUCAGAGCAUACCUUUACCUAUUAUCACCAUGAUAUUCUCUCUAAAUUUGUACAAAUAUAUUUUUGUUAAAUGCCUGUUUUAAUUUUGUUUCAUUAUGUUUUUAGAAUUUUUAAUGUGUUUGAUAGUUUUAUAGUGCGCCCUGAUAUAUCAGAACAGAUAUAAUUUCAUUAUCAUUAUUAACUACAUAUUUUUAAUAUAAUGUGUGCAAACCACUGUUUAUUAUAAAGUAAAUUGUUCAAACUGUUAUUAACCUUUUUGUAUCUUUUUAUUUUAUUACAGAGCAUUUAUCAACUUUUUUGAUAGAUAGGACAACUUUUUUCUUUCCAAUCCCCCAAUAUUCAUGAUUUAAUAAUACUUUUUCUGAAAACAGUACGUACUUUUUCUUGAAACGGUAUGGUUUUGUAAUAGAAAAAAAACACAUUUUCGUUCACUUUUUAAUAUUUGUUAAUAUCAGAAUCGUAAUAAUAAAUAGCUUUACAAACUAUGUUAUCGGCUAUAUAGCAUAUUACUAUAUGCGAUAUUUUUAAUGCCUAAAUUGUCCAGUCGGACUAAAUCCGCUUUUAUUAGAACAGUGAACUCAAAUGUUAAAAAUGUAGCAAGUUUCUAGUAAUAAAAGUUUUUAAUAUAA